Epithele typhae is the source of this 834-nucleotide messenger RNA. RefSeq lists its product as uncharacterized. Gene Ontology annotation, biological process: regulation of transcription by RNA polymerase II. The record is from RefSeq and is a predicted model, not a curated record. Bases 1 to 834 code for a protein of 277 amino acids. Gene Ontology annotation, molecular function: chromatin insulator sequence binding. The transcript has 3 exons. NCBI's taxonomy places the organism in Eukaryota, Fungi, Basidiomycota, Agaricomycetes, Polyporales, Epitheliaceae. Gene Ontology annotation, cellular component: chromosome.
AUGCUGCUCGAGUGUACGACCUGCGGCAGGACCCUCAAGAACGAGGCCGGCCUCAUCCAGCACUGUAAGGACAAAGGACACGCGUUCCCCGCCCCGCCAGGGCCUCGGAUCGCCGCGCCCUCCCCCGCCGUCCGGGUCACGGUCCCCAUCCUCUCCUCCACGGGGGGCCGCUCAAGCCCGUUCAACACCACGGCAAGGCCCGCCGUGAGCUUUCCAGUCCCCAACUCCUUCCGUUCGGCAACCCCAUCCACCGCGCCGAAGCCGGCGUUCGAGUGCCGCCCAUGCGCGCUCGGCUUCGCGGACAAGAUCGCGUACGACAGCCACUACGCGAACAAGCACCUCACGAAGCCGUUCAAGUGCGUGCCGUGCGGUGUGGACUUCGCCGCGUCGGAGGCGCUCGCGGCGCACCUCCGCGCGGUGUCCACGCACCCCAAAUGCGCCACGUGCGGCGCGGCGUUCGUCGACCAGAAACAGCUCGACUUCCACUCCGUCAGCCACCCGCUCUGCGACAAGUGCGGCGUGGUCGUGCUUGGGAGGCUGCAGCUCACCGAGCACUACCGUCAGUCUCCGGGGCACCCCUCGUGCUUCAUUUGUGCCGAGGGUUUCGUGAACCUCGUCGAGUGUGACGAGGCAAGUGGUCAUGUCUCCAAAUCUCAUCAGGAUAGCUACUGUCGCUUCUGCACCCGACAGUUCCGCCUUGUGGAAGACCUGCAGAACCACUACAUGACUUCGCCUUCCCACCCUCACUGUGCCCUUUGCGAAGUCGGCUUCGCAGAUGAGGACGCCUGCGAUGAAGUAAGCAAUCAGUUGCAGGUACACCCACAUCGUUGUUAA